This is a messenger RNA of Linepithema humile (Argentine ant), 1512 nucleotides long. NCBI's taxonomy places the organism in Eukaryota, Metazoa, Arthropoda, Insecta, Hymenoptera, Formicidae. The record is from RefSeq and is a predicted model, not a curated record.
UACUUGGAAUUUUGCACCAACGCGACAUCUUGUGUGACAUGCCUUAACUAUGACAUCUUGAUCACAGAUUUUUUGAUAGAAUACAAUGGUCGUGAAACCACCUUAUAUUCUUACACCGUGGCCUUGACACUCGGCAACUUCAUAUGUCAAGGCAUUUGUGUGACCUGGUGUACUAAACAAUCGGUGUAAACUAAGCCAUUAUUCUCUACUAUUAUUUUUUGUCUCCUUACGGCGACGCGUACAGUGUGAAUAAGAACGACGCCAUUCUUCAGCUUACCUCGCGUCGCGUCGUGACGCGAGUCAUGACGCGACGCGUGACGCGCUCAGUGGAAAUUCGGCCUUCGUGCUCUAGAAAACCUAGGACGAGAAUUGAUAUAGCUGCCACAGCUCGCCGAGAAAAGAAGAAUUGCAUCGUGGCCACUAUAUCGUUAACACGUGUAACCUUAAGCUGAAGACAUUCCACUUUAAAAAUAAAAUAUAUAACGUUCAGUGAAGUAAACGUACCGGUUAUAAUAUCUAUAUUCUCACGUGGUAACGUUCAAUUAAGAAGACAAAUAUGUCUGUUUCGUAUAUUUUUCCGAACGAGAUAUUAGAAAUAAUUUUUAAUUUCUGUGAUGUAUAUACUUUAUCACAGAUUAGUAUGGUAUGCAAACAAUUUAAUAUUGUGGCAUAUGAUACAUUAAAGAAAAAAAGUGAACAUUUGCUUGUCACAAAUCAGAAAUCGGGAAAAUUUUGUGAACGAGAUGGUCAUAUUUACCACUGGGAAAUUGAGGAUAAUCAAAAUAAUGUUUAUUUUGAAAUAAUGCUUAAUGUUGAAUUUUUUAAUUGUUAUUAUGAAAUCCAACAAAUAAACGCAACAUCGCAACACAUUAUAACUGGUUGUGAUAAUUCAAUAAAUAUACUGAAAUAUACAGAUGAUAGAAAAGGUUAUACGAAAGAAAAGGAAAUAAUUUAUGGAGACGACGAAUCUAUGACGAAUUGGCUAUCAAUCUCAUUUGACCCUAUAGGAACAAAAUUUGCGGCUAAUUCCAUUAAUAGUUUUGACUAUUAUUCUUAUUCGUCGUUUCAUAUUUACGAUAUUGAUAAAAAUUAUCAGAUAAUGAAUAUAAAAUAUGAUGAUCUUUGUCAGCAACUAAUAUGGGAGGAUACUCACACUAUUCUCAUGUGUUUUGAAAAUUUUAUUAAAAAAAUGGAUUUGAGAACAUCCGAAUUUGUACGUACAUGGGAUUCUUCCAAAUAUGACCUUUUAUUCUGUUGCUCAUCAGAUAAUAUGAACACUUUUAUGACAGGGCAUUAUAUGGGUGUUCUAUGGGAUCAGAGACAGAGUGUUGCCAUUCAAACGUAUGAUGUGGACGACUCAGGUAUAUGUUCUCUAGAAUUUGAUAGUACCCAUAUGUAUGCUGCUACAGAAACAGAUCUUUUUGAAUUGGACUUUACGGGAAAAGACCACUUUGACCAUAAAAAAAUAGAAAAUUUUUUCAGCAAUUUUUAUUAAAUAAAGGAAGUUGAGUA